AUGGCUGCAGCAAAAUCUGUUGAAAAACUUGAGAAGGAGCUGUGUUGUGCGGUCUGUAUGCAGGUCCUUACCAGCCCAAGGCAUCUCUCUUCAUGUGAUCAUACAUUCUGCGAGAAAUGCUUGGAAAUGGUCGUUUCUUCAGAAGGAGAAGCAAACUCGCGCUUGAAAUGUCCGAUGUGCCGGAAAACAUCGACUCUACCGGGAAAAGGUGUAUCAGGCCUCAAGUCUGACCCGCUCACAUGUGGAAUCCUUGAAGCCCUGAAGACCAAACUGGACUCGAGUAAAAAAGGAUGUGAUAGCUGUGGGGAUACUGAAACUCCACUGAUAACCUACUGUAGAGAUUGCUUUGAAUUUAUCUGCCAAUCGUGUACCGAGUCCCACGAAAGGAUGAAGCUCAAGUAUACGAAUCAUCGCACUGUCCUGCUCUCGGACAUCCACAACGGGAAGGUGAAGGUUAGCCCUUUGGAGGAUUCUGAAAAGAGGAACCCAUCCAAGUGUGCAGAACACUGGGAGUUGAUGAGCUACUACUGCAAAACCUGCAAACUUCGCAUAUGCAGAGACUGCGUUGUUCUAGAACACAAUGGGCACGACUGUACAACGUUGCGGCACAUUUUCAAUGAAAUGAAAAAAGAGAUAGGACGUCUUCGGGAUAGGUGUCAGCAGCGGAAGGAGGAGAUGGAAUGGAGCAUGAAUAAGGUCGAGAAGAAAGAGCGAGCCGGUGCAGCUAAAACAUUCCAAGAGAUGCGAGAAAGCACUGCUGCUGCCACGCUUGCAGCCACGUCGUAUCUAAAAGAGGCAGAGGAACAGCUUCUCGCAAAAGUAGGCAAGCUCGAAAGGGCAUUCAAACGAAAUGUACAGCUCAGCAGAGACCACAUUUCAGAGAUUACAGACAAUAUCGAGCGUGUGGUAUCACAAGCAGACAGUAUCUUAGUAACAAAUGAAGCACCUGAGUUUAGUGCUCUACCCGAUGACCUCAUCAAGAAAAUGGAGGAACUCUUAGCAAAGGAAUCCAAAGUGGCGGCUGUAGAUGACAUCUUAGCUCUGAAAGGUACGUCAAUACAAAGCCAUCAUCUUUCACUGACAAUGUCCUCCUAUGCUGAUGUUGUGUUAUCUGGAGUUUGGCAAGUAAAGUCCACUCUUAAACUUGGCUCCAAGUCUUCUGCGCCCCGCGUUUUCUGUAACAACAGUCAUGUCAUCUUGCAAACCAGAAGAAACGUGUACAAAAGACCUCUUGAUGGCCAGGAAUCUGGAUGGAAUGACAAACUUCUUAGUGUCCAGAACAACCAGUCUGUCGCAGAAGUGGCAGUUUCGUUUCAAGACCAGGUGAUGUAUAUAUCAUUUCGAGACAAUCUCGAAUUGGGAAUACGUAUGGUACAGCUGUCUGAAAUCAACGGCAGAAAUGGUAACUACUCUUCUUUUGAGAAUAUGAAGUCAGUAACUCCAUCUUCUUGGUCCACUGACACAGAAAUGAUGACGACGGAUUGCAAAGGACGGAUUAUCUAUGUAGGUAACCAGAUGGGACAGACACCACCAUUCUCGACACUUUCCAAAUCACCACCUGAUAAGAUCCAGAGAACAGCCAAUUUAGCAGGUGCAACUUUCACCGGAUAUCGUAUAGCGUCAGCUGUCCCUGUCCCUGUCCCAACGUCCUAUAUGUCGACCUGUUUAACUGGAAGUCCGACACUGACCAUGGGCAUUCCAGGGUCAGGCUUGUCGUCACCUGAUGUGCGAAAGAAAGUUCUAGGAACCGGAAAGAAAACGUCAACGUCAAUAACGAAAACAGAACAGAAGACACAUUUUGCCGGAAAAAAACGCCUUUUUAUUCCAAUCCGCAACAGUAUACCGACAUCGACCCAAUAAACAUGAGUUUCAGAGAUCAUAUCAUGAUCCACAAAGUGAUAGCUUCGAAGUUCCUUUCGGGGUUGCAAGCGUUGCUGCGGCGAAGACUGGUCAGCUGGCGUUUCUUCGAGAGGACAAGAAAGGCGUCAUCAUCACUGAUGAAGACGGUAGAAUCCAGCAUGAAAUCAAGGAACCUGGCAGGAUGUACUUGUCUAUCUCCUGCACAGAGAGUGACGCCCUCUACGUUCUAUCCUCCUCCUGUGGAAGCCGCACCUUCACGCUCACCAAGCAUUCUUUGGAUGAUGGUGGUCUCCUCGAGUACGUCAUCGAUCAGCUCGACGCAUCCGAUGGCGUUACAGUUGAUGAAAGGCAGA
Strongylocentrotus purpuratus (purple sea urchin) is the source of this 2213-nucleotide messenger RNA. RefSeq names its product probable RING finger protein 207 homolog. NCBI's taxonomy places the organism in Eukaryota, Metazoa, Echinodermata, Echinoidea, Camarodonta, Strongylocentrotidae. Gene Ontology annotation, biological process: positive regulation of DNA-templated transcription. Gene Ontology annotation, cellular component: nucleoplasm; chromatin. The coding region runs from base 1 to 1860 and encodes 619 amino acids. The transcript is spliced from 2 exons. Gene Ontology annotation, molecular function: ubiquitin-protein transferase activity; zinc ion binding. The record is from RefSeq and is a predicted model, not a curated record.